AUGCCUCCUCCUAAGCACGAAGGAGAGAAGAUCCCAGACAACAACAUCGAUUGGAAAGAGUUUCAUGAAACUCUACUCUCAUCUCAAGCCGCUAUGCAAGCAUCACAAGCAGCGCUGCAAACUUCCAUUCAAGAGCUGAGUCAAGUGUUGAUCCGACAUCUUGGGGGAGGUAAUCAAGCGCCGCCACCAGCAGCCAUCAUCAACACACCAGCAAACCAAAACAACCAGCAGCAACACGAGCUCGCACGUUUCAGACAACAGGAGCAGCGACAACAUGACACACGUUGGGAGACUGGUUUUAAAGUGGACAUACCAGAAUUCGUCGGAGGGAUCCGUGGCGAUUCACUUCUGGAUUGGUUGGUAGCUGUUGAAGAAGUGUUGGAGUUUAAAGGUGUACCAAAUAAUCGGAGGGUUUCACUCGUUGCAACAUGUUUUCGGGGACACGCAGCGUCUUGGUGGCAACAACUCAAGUCAUCACGAGCUCGCGCCGGGAAAGAACCAAUCCGUUCAUGGGAUAAGCUCAAGAAAAAGUUACGGGACACCUUCCUUCCACACAAUUACGACCGUACUGUGUAUAAUCGUCUACAGAAUUUGCGUCAAGGAGCACGUUCCGUUGAGGAGUAUGCGGAGGAAUUUUACCUCUUGGCCACCCGCAAUGACAUUUAUGACAGCGAAGUUCAAAUGGUUUCACGAUUUAUUGGUGGAUUGAGAUCUCAAAUUCAGAACGCCCUGGCCCAAUUUGACCCAUCCACAGUCGCAGAAGCUCAUAGGCGUGCCUCAUCUUUCGAGCAACAAUUUCGCACAGCCUCAAACUCCUCCUUCUCUCGAUCCCGCAACACAGACCAGAAACCCACCACCACGAGUGUGACAUCGCGCGAUACAACAGAGCAAGGAAAUACGAGUACAACUCACACCACCAAAGAAGAAGAGCCUGCUUUGCGCCGUUCCACUCGUCCUAAUGCUCUAAGGUGUUAUUCCUGCGGAGAACCAGGUCAUCGACAAACCGCCUGCCCCAACCAAGCCCGACGUGGGCUCCUUAUUGAAGAUGGUAAGGUGAUAGACGAAGAUCCUGACUAUGAUUCACUAGAAGAUGAAGGAACAGAAGAGCCUAUCACGACACUUGCUACUCCAGGAGAUACAGGUCGUGUGCUAGUGUCACGUUUCUUGUGUUUGACUCCACAACAACGAGAAGAACACUGGCUACGCACCAAUAUUUUUCGUUCGACUUGUACCGUCAAAGGCCGCGUUUGUACCUUUGUCAUCGAUUCGGGAAGCUGUCGUAAUAUUAUUGCGGAGGAAGCAGCCCGCAAGCUAGGCCUGCCUUUUGAAGCGCACCCCACAGCCUACUCAAUCACAUGGCUGCAAGAAGGCGUUUCAUUUCGUGUGUCUCAUCGGACCCUUGUUCCUUUCUCUAUUGGCCCAUUCUACAAAGACAGGAUGUAUUUUGACAUCGCACAAAUGAACGUGAGCCACUUAAUUUUGGGGAGGCCAUGGGAAUAUGAUCGCAAAAUCAUUCACGAUGGAGCCGCCAACACCUAUGACUUCCUUUGGGAAACUCACAAAAUCCUGCUGCUACCAUCACCGGACACUCCCUUAGUGCCUCACGCAACACCGCCGCCCGAAAAAUCACCACCACCUCCAAAAACACUGACAGCUACGGGUCAUCAUGGUGGCACCAUUCUCUGUUCUUUUUCUACUUUUGAAAAGGAAUUACAACAAGAAGGCUUCGCCUUAGCCGUCCUCACUUCGUCACCAAAACCAGCCACCCCGCAAACCCCUAGUUUGUUUGAUGGUGUCCUCACGGAAUUCACAGACGUGUUCCCUCAUGAACUACCACAAGAAUUGCCUCCUCUCCGUGACAUUCAACACCACAUUGACCUCGUUCCCGGUGCUACACUACCAAAUCGACCUCACUACCGCAUGAGUCCACAAGAACAUGAUGAGCUCCACCGACAAGUAGAAGAACUUCUUAGCAAGGGCCAUGUACGUGAAAGCCUCAGCCCGUGCGCCGUGCCCGCUCUUCUCAUUCCAAAAAAAGACGGAACAUGGCGUAUGUGCGUUGAUAGCCGUGCCAUCAACAAAAUCACAGUCCAUUACCGCUUUCCUAUUCCUCGGUUAGACGAUCUAUUAGACCAGAUUGGGAAGGCAUCUAUCUUCACUAAGAUCGACUUAAAGAGUGGCUACCAUCAAAUACGGAUUAGUCCUGGGGAUGAAUGGAAGACCGCUUUCAAGACCCGUGAGGGACUGUUUGAAUGGUUGGUAAUGCCGUUUGGACUCUCCAAUGCUCCGAGUACGUUCAUGCGUGUGAUGAAUCAAGCCCUCCGACCGUUUAUUGGAAAAUUCGUCGUCGUGUACUUUGACGACAUACUCAUCUUCAGCUCCUUUGGACUUCGUGGAGGAACUUCAGCAAGUUCAUACGGAAGCUCAAGCCAAUCUGGAGGCUGCGGCGACCAAGACCGCUUUCCUCUCUGUGAAUACAAUAAGCUUAAGUCACGAAAAAUUGGUCCACUUGAAGUGGUGGAACGGAUUAACGCCAACGCGUAUCGUGUCAAGCUUCCUCCUCAUCUGCGAACAUCGGACGUUUUUAAUGUGAAGUAUUUGUCUCCGUUUCGCGGCGACAACGACACUCUGGGUUCGUGGUCGAACCCCCUCUCACCCGGAGGGACCUGA
This is a messenger RNA of Arabidopsis lyrata subsp. lyrata, 2670 nucleotides long. RefSeq lists its product as uncharacterized. The transcript is spliced from 4 exons. Bases 1 to 2670 code for a protein of 889 amino acids. The record is from RefSeq and is a predicted model, not a curated record. NCBI's taxonomy places the organism in Eukaryota, Viridiplantae, Streptophyta, Magnoliopsida, Brassicales, Brassicaceae. Gene Ontology annotation, molecular function: nucleic acid binding; zinc ion binding.